Molecule: messenger RNA, 1075 nt
Organism: Vidua macroura (Pin-tailed whydah)
Lineage: Eukaryota; Metazoa; Chordata; Aves; Passeriformes; Viduidae
Exons: 3
Coding region: 1-888 (295 amino acids)
Source: RefSeq, a predicted model, not a curated record
AUGUCCAGGAUCAAGUUACUUGGUAUUAAAGGCAGUCUCAAGCUUUUGGACGUUGACUCUACACUGGCACAUAGAGAUCCUGGAAUCAGCUGUGUUAUGGACACGGCAGGGACUGAGGAGCAGCCCUUCCCCGAGCUGGAGAAAGACUGCCUGCUGCAGAGACUGGCAGAGGAGAAGAGCGGGCAGAAAAGUCAGAGCAGUGCGGAAGAGAGGCCCCCCAGGCCCCUCACACACAGAGCGUGGGAAGAGCCCUGCAAGCUUCAGCCGUGCACAGAGCAGGGCCCAGCUGAGCCCCGCAGAUCCCAUCCCCAGAGGACAACGCCCGCAGGCCCGGACCCCUUAGAGCGCUGCCGCGUUCCCAGCCCCUCGCUCGACCGGCUGGAAGAGCUGGGGCUGUGGGCAGGGCCGGCAGUAAUGGCGCUCCUUGGAGAGCUAGGGAGUGAGGAGAGGCACUGGUCCGAUGAUUGCCAAGACUGGAGUGCCGGGGAAGAGAGCCUGUCACAGUCUGCUUCUAAUGACCCAAAUAAACUGGAGUCUUACCGCGACCCAGGACAACUCCUAAAACUGUUUCUCCAAGACACAGAUCAAUCGGUGUCCCAUGGGGAAGACAGGAAGACUCAAGAGUGGUGGCUGAAGAAGAGAAAUGACAUCUGCACCCACACCAUCUGGGUCAACCCCCUCUACCCUGCCCUCGUGGUGGAGCCCGGCUCGCUGGAGGCAGAAGAGGCAGACUCUGACCUGCCCAGCACAUCUCCUGCCCCAGCAGCUCCCACGGACACCCAGCCAGCAGCUGCUGCCCUGGCCAGAGCUCCAGAGGAUGAGGAGCAGCAGAACCUUAGAAGACCUGAGUUUAAAAGAACCUGGACACCAUCUGGACCCUCCCACUGAUUCGACAACCUUUCUGGAUAACCUGCUUCUAUAUUCAAACAAUCUCACAAAGUAAAAGAAAAAAAAAACAACCCAACCUGAAAUUUACCUUAUGUUUAAGUGGAAUUUUCUGUAUUUCAGUUUGUGCUGAUUUGCCUCUUUUUGUGACACUAGGAACCAUUGAGAAUAAAGAGUUUGGCUACUUUGA